Messenger RNA from Sinocyclocheilus grahami, 3553 nucleotides. RefSeq names its product transmembrane protein 132C-like. Lineage: Eukaryota; Metazoa; Chordata; Actinopteri; Cypriniformes; Cyprinidae. The coding region runs from base 104 to 3259 and encodes 1051 amino acids. The record is from RefSeq and is a predicted model, not a curated record. The transcript is spliced from 9 exons.
AGGCGGCCCCGUACUUUAUGACUGGCAAUAAAGAAAAGAGAAACUCGACGGAAAGCUUUUUCCUCAGCAAAAACCGGAGGCAGAGGGAGUCAUCGACAGUCGGAUGCUGAUGGAAGGACUGCAGAGAUUCGGUGCCAUCCCGACUUAUCUUCCGGUCCGAUACCAGGUGCUGAAUGCAGAGUCUGCCUUCUUCCUAAAGGAGGCCAACCAGGACAUCAUGAGGAACUCCAGCCUGCAGGUUCGUACAGAACUUUUCUUCAUCCAACAAGCCAGAAAGACGCCGUCGGUCAAUGCCAGUUACGGACCACUGUAUGUAGAACAACCUGUGCCUGCGGAGCUUCUGGGCCCGGAACUCUUCAACAACCCCCCAUCCACGUCGCCAUCGUCCACUUCCUCUCCUCUCUUUAGUUUUAACUGGAAAGUGCAGACUUUUAUUAUCAGUGAGCGAAUCCAUCCAAGUUGGCCGAAGGUUCAGGUUCUCUUCUACGUUGUGGGCCGGGACUGGGAUGACUACAGUGCGGUGGACAAGUUGCCGUGUGUCAGGAUGUUUGCCUUCCACGAAACCCAAGAGGUACGAGGCACCUGUCAUCUAAAAGGGGAACUCGGACUGUGCGUGGCUGAACUGGAGCCUCUGCCUAGCUGGUUCAGUCCCCCUAGUGUCAUACCAGGUCGACAGAGAUCUCCCGAGCUGGUUGAAGGCACUCCUGUGGAGCUGUAUUACAUGCUACAAUCCACCGACACUGGGGAAUGCAGCUCGGAAGACUCCCGCAAGACCAAUUCCAUCCGCACUGGGCAGCUGGGCCCUGCCGGGUACUUCUCAGGGCCCACACCCAUGCGCAGGAUCGGCAGCGUACGCCUAUUCCAGCCGCUCUCUGAGCUGCGUUUGGACAGUAACUUUGUGGUGAUGGUUCCCUCCAGACCCAUCAGGCAGAGGGAGACGGUGUCAGCCUUCCUAGCAGUCUCCACCCUUUCAUCAGUAGAGAUCUUCACUUUAAGGGUCAAGUUGAAGGAUGGUGUGGCAUUUUUGGGAGCGAGGGCCAGCAACCCUGUUCAGUGGACAGUUAGUCAAGACGUCAGGAGCGAGGGACACAGAGUGGUCACUCUGCACUGUCGUAGGAAGGAAGCCAACUUCGGAAAAAGGGUGGAGUCCGGUUUCCAGAAAGUUCUUCAGGUGGAUCUGGAGGUCAACGGGUUGUUGGAUCCUCUGGGAAGUCGCUCAGUGACAUGGCAGAUCGAGUACCCCAUCUCCCGAACCCUUUCGGAUGAGAUCCAGACACUCAUCCGUCUGGCACCACAUGACCUCGGGGGAAUCGUGCCAUUGGCUAUGGAGACAGAGAUCCUUAACACCGCAGUGCUCACCGGGAAAACUGUUGCCAUGCCAGUGAAGGUGGUCACUGUUGGAACCGAAGGUACUGUGACCGAUGUGACAGAGUCGGUGGAAUGUCGAUCGACGGAUGAGGACGUGGUUAAGGUGUCUGAAAGAUGUGAUUAUGUGUACGUCAACGGCAAGGAGACGCAUGGGAGGGUGAGGAUGAUGGUGAACUUCACCUACAGUUACCUCAGCGCUCAGCUGGAGGUGAGCGUAUGGAUGCCACGACUCCCCCUGCAGAUCGAGAUGUCCGAUCCAGAGCUUAGCCAGAUCAGGAGCUGGAGAGUUCCUGUAGAUGCUGCCAACCAGAGGUCUGGAGAGGAUGACGGGGAUGAAGGAGCCAAGAAGGAUCAGAGCUGUGGUCCACAGUACCAGAGCACCACCGUCCGUGUGCUCACACACUUUGAGGCAGAGCCAGAGGAAUGGCAGGGCCAGCCAGACUUCCUCUUGGGCAGUGAUUGGCAGGUGGACGUGACAGAGUUAGUGAGAGACUCUUUAAGGGUGGUGGAUGAACGCUUGGCCAAGCUGUCAGAAGAACAGGUCCUCAUCGGUCUGAACACAGGCAUCACCAAGGUUCAGGUGAUGUCCCCAUUGUCAGACUCUGUUCUGGCUGAGAGGAUGAUCCGAGUUCUGGAUGAUAAAGUCAGUAUUACGGAGCUGGGCGUGCAGCUGGUUUCUGGCCUUUCCUUGAACCUUCAACUCAGCCCAGGAAGCAACAGGGCCAUUGUGGCCACAGCUACCACACAGGAGACCAUGCACAGUGUAAAUCAGGAGUCCCUUGUCAGUGCGUGGCUUCAGUUCAGCGAUGGCUCCAUGACCCCUCUUGACCUCUAUAACCCUGCUCAUUUCGUCCUUACGGCCACCUCACUGGACGACCAGGUGGUGUCAGUGAAGAAAAGCACCAACUGGAGGUGGCCAGUGGUGGUGGCUAGGGGUGAAGGUCAAGGCAUGUUGGCCCGUUUGGAGAUGUAUGGACCCGAAUCGUGCCAAAAAACCAAACGGCGCACAGUUCUGGCCGCAGGCAACGCAAACGUCCAUGUGAAGUUUGGCCGUGAAGAAGAGACCGGAAACAGCGCGAGCGACAGGAGAUACAGGCCCAAUGCCCCAUACUACGGCGGUUCGAUCUCAGACAUGGAGGCUGGAAUCAUGAACCGAGGCGCUACCACCAUAAAAACCUCCAUUCCAGGAAAAGCAAGCGGCGACAGGCUCUCAGCUGGUGAUAUUCCGGUGGAUUUCUCUGAUUUCCCAGCUCAAGCAGACCUUCCACCUGGACGGAACGCAGAGGACGACCUGCUGCAGUCUCGCCGCGGGCUUACAGACCUGGAAAUAGGCAUGUACGCCCUGCUAGGUGUCUUCUGCCUGGCCAUCCUGGUAUUCCUAAUCAAUUGCGUCUCCUACGCCCUCAAAUAUCGCAACAAGCAGCUCCCAUUGGAGGGCCAGGAGACCAUGGCUCACGCCCACGACUGGGUUUGGUUAGGCCAUGACGCUGAGCUGUUGGAAAGCCAGGCGGGUUUGUGUCUGGAUCAAGAGGAGUUGGGAGGCACCAUGGACUCUGGGCUGGGCCUGGAGGAAGGUAGCCAGCUCCUCAAUGGCCUUUCGUCUCAGAAGAGUGUUCAAGGCCAGGUCCACAGGUCGGCCUCUGACUCAGGGUGCACUGGAAGAGAUCACAAGACCGAGUCCAUAAACUCACCCACUACCAAAAGGAAACGGGUCAAGUUCACUACUUUCAGCCAUAGCAAGCCCAGCAAUGGCUGCCCAUCCAUAAGCCCGCUUCUCAUUGGUCAGAACGACAUCAAAUGGGUAUGCCCAGACAUCGAGCUCGGGGACUCCAAAGAGCUCCGAAAUUACAUGGAAAGGUUAAACGAAAAUGCUACUAAGAACAUUGCAUAGUGGGCUUGUAGUUAUGUAUUUUUCAGACAAAAGCUUAGCUCACCCAUAUGCCUUCUAGGUAAGGAGGUGGUGGUGGUGGAGUGGAGGGUGGAUGGGUUGGCCUGACUCUUCUACACUCAGACAAACUCACAUCUCACCAUGAAAAGACAAGCCAUUCAUCUGGUCUUGUUUCCAUGGCAACUGUCAUGAGGGUUCAUCAUCAGGAACGAAGGAAAACAGAGAUGGUUGUGAAGCCGCUGAGGAUGUGAGAACAUUGGAUUAUGAGAAAUAUUUCAAUUGAGAUGUCUAUAUUUU